Echinostoma caproni is the source of this 1437-nucleotide messenger RNA. The record is from the annotation of a GenBank genome assembly. NCBI's taxonomy places the organism in Eukaryota, Metazoa, Platyhelminthes, Trematoda, Plagiorchiida, Echinostomatidae.
AUGAGCUCUGUUGCAAGCUGGAUUAGUCACUUGUGGCUCGUGAUCUGUUUUGCACUCUACUUUCUUACUUCUGUGCUGUCUGUCACCGGCGAUGGCACAUUUCGUGCAGAGGUUAUCGAAGAAAGCCCUGUUGGAACUAUAAUUCACGGUGUGGCAGAAUUUUUGACUGAAUUGAAAGCAGGUGCGGAUGUACAGUAUCAGUUACUCGGUGACGAUGGUGUUUCUCGUUUGGUCAGCUUGAAUCCAACCACCGGUCAGCUUCGUGUUCGAGCUCGUAUCGAUCGGGAGGCUCUGUGUCCAAACGCAAACACGAACACGAAUCACAACAACCUGGUCUCCGGCCCUGGAAAUCCGGACUUAUUCCCCACGUCAGCUUUGCUCAGUCCGAAGCUCGAAUCUACCCAGAGUGUGGCAGAUUGCGUCCAGACGUUGAAUAUCUUACUUGUUUCCCGAGGGAAAGAGGCUACCGGACCAAGUGUUGGUGGUGGACACGGCAAUACAAUAGAUGGAAUACCGCGCACUUCGCGGAUUCUCAUUCGACUCGUAAUUCGCGAUAUCAACGAUAACGCACCUAUGUGGACUCAAGGGUCCCAGCUAGAAAUUGGGUUCGUGGAAACACCCAAUGCUGGUUUUGCGUGGAACCCCUUAGGUUCAGGUCCAGUCUCCUCGUCAGGGACUGGUUCAAAUGUACUGGAUGACUCAGCGGCAAAAAAUACACGAACCAUUGAUAGAGCUGUGGAUCCGGAUCUAGGUUUAAAUAGUAGUAUAGUCUACCGUUUGUUGGGCCCGGGGGCAGAAUACUUCCGCCUCGAGGACGGAUCACAACCAAACAUGGAUGAAAUGGAUUUAUCAAACAAAAUGGCUGGUUAUUUGCCCCACCCUUCUCCAGUCAUCGUUCGCUCCAGUCCUCUGCAGAUACGACCGAUUGUGCCGUUGGAUCGAGAGACUGAGGAUUUUGCCGGUCGUGGUGGCCUCUUCAAUCUAACACUCUUGGCUACUGACAUGGGUCUACCUCCCAAGACUGGCAGUGUGAAUCUGCUGAUCCACGUCAUUGAUGUCAAUGAUCAUGCCCCGGCAUUUCACAAUGAUCUCUAUCACAAUCCCAAUAUGGGUGGCGGUAGUGGUGGUGGUGGUCUGGGCCGUUUGAAUCGAGCCGACAUCGGACUGGUAGUCUAUCGCCCCACAUCUGGGACUAUUCGUGAAACUGUCCCGGUGGGUAGCUUGAUUAUUCAACUGAAUGCGACCGACAAAGAUGUAGGUCCACAUGCAAAACUUGUCUUUGAUUUUUGCCCAUGUGAUCGGUCCACUGCGAUGGAGUAUUUCCGGGUGGAUCGGGAUUCCGGGCGAAUCAGUGUGAUCAAGCCGCUGGACUAUGAUCAAGGACCUAGACAGUUUCAAUUUAAAGUAAGUCCUCAUUUUGAUCUGGGUGAGGUAUAA